Molecule: messenger RNA, 2185 nt
Organism: Nematostella vectensis (starlet sea anemone)
Lineage: Eukaryota; Metazoa; Cnidaria; Anthozoa; Actiniaria; Edwardsiidae
Exons: 9
Coding region: 305-1789 (494 amino acids)
Biological process (GO): potassium ion transmembrane transport
Cellular component (GO): voltage-gated potassium channel complex; membrane
Molecular function (GO): ligand-gated monoatomic ion channel activity; delayed rectifier potassium channel activity
Source: RefSeq, a predicted model, not a curated record
CACAAAUUGUACAACAUGUCGGAUGAGGUCAGUGAGUCCUGCUCGGAGUUAUUUUAAAUACAGACGUUUAUAGGGGUUUUCCUGCGACUUGGAAAAUAAAACACAGUAACCUAACAUGAUGUAAAUUUGUCUUGUUGUCCAAGCUUGGUGAAAAUCUUGUGAGAAUGAAGCAUAGAAAUAGAUAACUACGAGUUUGAUUGUUGAAUGGGAACGGCACAAAUCCAGCUUAAAAUACGAAAAAUUGGAAAUGAUAAGAUAAAGCGGUGCUCUCUACGCGAAGUUGAGGUAACAAAACAAUUCCGCCAUGAAUACUAUAUGGUUGUUUUGCUCAAUCCUUGUUCCUUUGUUCCACUUCAUCGAUUCGUCAAGUGUUUGUGGCGAUGGUAAAAACUUGACUGUUGGAGUGUAUCACCUCGCACCGUACGUUUUCAAAGACAAACUUCUUGAUGGGAAACUUCUGCUUGAUCCCGAGAAUCACAAUAAAGCUGGUCUGUUCUUUGAUAAGAUCUACAACCAGAUGAUCUAUCCGUUUUACAAGGAUUGCAUGAAGGAGGGGAUGAGAGUUAAGAUCCUGACCGCUGAAACUGCAGAAGAGAUGCUGGAUCUUAUGAUAAACAAUGACACUGACUUUGCAUUUCCCAUAACACAGGAUAUAAAAAGAAUGUUCGAUGCCACCAACGUGAGUGACGUUCUACCCAGCAAGCUUGUAGUGACUCUAGCAUCGAAGCGUCUGUCUCUCGUCCUCAACACAAAAUCCUGCCGACAGCAGUUACAGAUGGAGAUGCUCGAUGGGCUAUUGCAACAAUGGCCGAUCGUGGCAGUGACCCUGAUACUCGCUGCCAUAGCAGGUGUCAUCGUGUGGAUUCUCGAGACUCGGCACAACUCUAACGAGUUCCCGCGCUCGUUCUUACGCGGUACCUACGAGGGAUUCUGGUGGGCGUUCGUCUCAAUGACAACUGUCGGAUAUGGUGACCGGACACCUCGGACGGUUUUCGGACGUUUGUUUGGCGUCAUCUGGAUCAUGAUUGGCAUAAUUGUGGUUGCGUUCUUCACGGCUACUUUUAGCAGCGUAAUCACAAUCUCCAUCGUCUCCAACACUUGCCAGAAAGCAGAAGGGAAAAGGCUUGCAGUUUUGAAUAACACGGAGCUUGCACAAGCUGCAGACGACAACGGUGCAACGGCAAUUGUAAUGGACUCGUUCAAAGAGAUGGUCGCGGCCGUCGAGAAGGGCGCAGAGGUUGAUGGGAUGCUCGUAGAGGAGAUCAUGGCCCACUACCUGAUGACGUCAUCUGGUCGUGCACGUUAUAAGAUCAGCGAAGAUAUCCAGAUCACAGGGUCGAUUGUGUACGAGAAGCUUGUCAGGGUUUACACGAUGUUCAGGAAACUGUUAGAUGGCAUGAAGGAGAGUGAUUUGGUGCUGAACGCACGAUACGACGCUGAGAUCAUAGCGACGUACACCGACUAUGCAAAGAAUCCCAAUGCCGCAGAUGCCCAGCAGCCUUUUUCAGGAAAAUCCGCCAACACACAACGGCUACUGAUCAUCCUCGCCUCAGUCUUCGGAGGGCUUGUCUUCCUCGCCUUUCUUUGUGAUAUUUUCAUGAGGAUUUACUGCAGCAAAAUCAAAGAUAAAAGCCAAGUGAAUCUUGAGAUGAAUUUGCCGCAACAGAAAAAGUCCAGUUCUCGUGGCAUGGAAAAGUCGCUUAAGCAGAUAAUGGACGAACUUACAGACAUAAAAACGAAACUAGAGAGACUAGAGAAAUCUAUGAAGCGCCAUACGGAGAGAAAAUAACGGCAAUCUUAAUUGAAACUGAAACAAGACUUGGUAAAGCAAAAACUUAAAACACUUUCAAAUGACCAAACGAUGUGAGCGACAGUGGCGAAGUUAUGCUACGCUCACAAUAGAGCCGAAACAUGUUAACUUCUUUAUAGACAUGUUUUAUUAUUUAAAUUCCCUAAAUUUGUAGAUCUACAGAAGGGUUUCUUUAGGUCACGAUAUAAAUACAUAUCGCCCAUCAGUAAACCUUUGCAAAUCGUGGUACAAUGAAAUCGGUGUAGCUCAGUGCCUCAAUGUGAUUUUCUUGAUAAAAACAGUGUAUUAUUUAUUCGGGAGGUUAUGUUUAUCUUUUUUAUACAAUAAUUCAUAAUAUUUUUCAAACUGGCUUAAAUAAAAAUACCUUGAUUUCCA